AUCACUGGAGGACACGAAACGAACUUGUAACUUUAGAUUCUCCCUCUCUCUCUCUCUCUCUCUCUCUCUCUCUGCAGGAGCUCCUCGGUAAUGGGCAGGGCUACUAGGUGGCUGAGGAGCCUUCUUGGGAGGAAGAAGGAUCCGAAGGUCCACAAGGACAAUGCCAGCACCAAUGGCUACGAAAUGAAAGAUAGGAUGCGGUGGAGCUUUGCCAGACCACGGCAAGCGGAAAGCAUGUGUAGCAGUCCCGUGUCAGCGACGGAGGCGGCGUGGUUGAGGUCGUUCUACGACGACACCGAGGAGGAGAGCAAGCACGCCAUGGCGGUGGCGGUAGCCACUGCAGCAGCUGCCAAUGUGGCCGCGACGGCAGCUCAGGCGGCGAUGGUGCGGCUGAAAGGCCUGGGCAGAGAAGGAGCAACGCCCUGUAGCAGCUACCAGUGGUGGGCUGUUGUCAAGAUCCAGACUGCCUUCAGAUGCCACUUGGCAAAGAAAGCUCUUCGAGCACUCAAAGGCUUGGUGAAGCUGCAGGCUCUGGUAAGAGGCUGCCUCGUGAGAAAGCAAGCAGCCAUAACCCUCCGCAGACUACAAGCUCUCGUAAGAGCUCAAGCUGUUGUUAGGCCUCGAGAAGCUCGUGUUCUUCCCCACCAAAGUCGAAGAUUCGAUGCAGAAUUCUGCCAUCGGACAUCCUUUGGAAGGUUCGAUAACAGAGGCGAUAGGUGCAGGCACAUCGGAUUAGAACAGAGCAAUGACUUGGAUGCAAGUCCAAAGAUCCUGGAGAUGGACACUUUCCAACUCAGGUCCAAGUCGUUCCGGAGAACAAGUUCUAACUUCGACGAAUCUAUGGUACCAAUUUCCUCUCCACUCCCAUUCAAGGUUCCAUCUCGACUCUCCAUUUCCAGCUGCCGAAACCCUGACAAAUCCCCCAACUCCAAGACGGCACAAAACACUCCUCGCCUCAGGCCAGAAACGCCGGCGAGGAGCACGACCGCCGAUAUGGUUCGACGGCAAACCCCGAGCCCCUCAAGCUGUCCAAACUACAUGGCAAACACGUCGUCCUUUGCGGCGAAGGUGAGGCCACAAAGCACGCCAAAGCAGAGGCCGGAGAAGGCCGCCAGCCCGAGGAAGAAGAAGGUCCUCGCAAGCGAGACCGAGUCGAGGACUAGGUCUCCCUUACGAGCACAUAAUGCGUAUAACCUCUACAAUGGAACGGUUGGGAAGCUUGAUAGGUCUGCUAAGUCAUUGAGGAAAGCAGCCAGGGAUCACUACAUAGAUUGCAUGUGGUGAAUCAGUGGUAGAAACAGAGCAGCUGCUUCAUGAGAGCUUCUCUUAGAAAUGUAAAUGAGGAUCCAAGACCAGACAGAAUCUGUGUUCCCUAAACUCUUCCUUACCAGUAAAUUGUGACAAAGUAGA
Messenger RNA from Musa acuminata AAA Group (dessert banana), 1410 nucleotides. RefSeq names its product protein IQ-domain 26-like. The coding region runs from base 91 to 1284 and encodes 397 amino acids. The record is from RefSeq and is a predicted model, not a curated record. Gene Ontology annotation, molecular function: protein binding. The transcript is spliced from 3 exons. Lineage: Eukaryota; Viridiplantae; Streptophyta; Magnoliopsida; Zingiberales; Musaceae.